UCGGCCGAGGAAGAACUAGAACGCGAUGAAUCCAUUAACGUUGGUAAAGCGAUUGCAAAACAUAACCGCUAAAGAAGCAGAUUUAGGGAUAUCGGAGGAAGCAUCAUGGCACGCCAAGUACAAAGAUUCAGCUUACAUCUUUGUCGGCGGCCUUCCCUUCGAUCUCACCGAAGGCGAUCUCCUCGCUGUUUUUGCCCAAUAUGGAGAAAUUGUAGAUGUUAAUCUUGUUAGAGAUAAGGGUACUGGGAAAUCAAGAGGCUUUGCUUUUCUUGCUUAUGAGGAUCAAAGAAGUACAAUCCUAGCUGUAGAUAAUCUUAAUGGGGCACAGAUUUUGGGUCGAAUUAUAAGGGUUGAUCAUGCUGAAAAGUAUAAGAAGAAAGAAGAAGAAGAUGAAGAGGAAGAACAGAAGAGGAGGGAGGCCAGAGGGGUUUGUCGUGCUUUCCAGAGAGGUGAAUGUACUCGUGGCGCUGGAUGUAAAUUUUCCCAUGAUGAGCAAAGAGCUGCAAACACUGGUUGGGGUCCUCAGGAUAAAAGUUCAAGAUGGGGAAAUGACAAAUUUGAGGGUUCAAAAAAGAGUGAGAAAAGUUUUGGUAUGCAGGAGCGUGCAGUUCUAGAAGGUAUUCGACCUGCAAAGGGUGCUGAGAAGACCUUAGAGAAAAGUGAUGGGAGGGAAGGGAAGAGAUCUAGAAGGUACGAUGAUAAAGAUGCUGGACCAACAUCAAGAGAAGAUUAUAAUCAUAGAGAAGAAAAGAGAUCAACACGGCAUAAUGAUGAUGAUUGGUAUAGAAGGGAAGAAAGAGGAUCUAGAAGGCACAAUGAUAGUGACUUUGAGCCAAGGUCAGGAGAAGAUCGUUAUAGGAGGGAUGAAAAGAGAUCAAAAAGGCAUGGUGAUGAUGGAUAUAGGGCUAGAAUAAAAGAAGAUAGGAGGGACGAAAAUAGAUAAAAAAAGCACGGUGAUGAUCAUUUGGAGCCAAGGCCUAAUGGAGAUUGUGACAGGAGAGAAGAAAGAAAAAUAUGGAAUGAAUCAGAAUCUUAUCCAAGAGAAGAUUGUGAUAGGAGAGGUGGGGAGACCUAUAACAGGGAUUCUUCAUCGCAUCAACAUGCAGAGAGGGGUGAUCAUGACCGUAAGUCUGAUAGAUAAACUUUUUAUAUAUGCAGAGAUGUGCUUGACCUUGUAUGGUGGAAGGUGCACUUCUCUCAUAUUUGAAAGUCCUUAUCUACUUAAUUUGGCCUGGGUUUAUCCUAACCUUUGUUUGAAGUAUCUGUAUUCAUCAUAAAUAUUUCAUAGGCAUUUCACAAUUUUUGUUAUUUUCAGAUGGUUUGUUGUUCACUGUUUAAUUGGUAAUUCGAUUUGAUUAAGUUUUAGAGCA
Messenger RNA from Durio zibethinus, 1370 nucleotides. Its product is annotated as zinc finger CCCH domain-containing protein 25-like. The record is from RefSeq and is a predicted model, not a curated record. Lineage: Eukaryota; Viridiplantae; Streptophyta; Magnoliopsida; Malvales; Malvaceae. Gene Ontology annotation, biological process: mRNA splicing, via spliceosome. Gene Ontology annotation, cellular component: precatalytic spliceosome; U2 snRNP; catalytic step 2 spliceosome. Gene Ontology annotation, molecular function: metal ion binding; RNA binding.